UCGUGAGCUGAAUUAUCUGCAACAAGGUUGUUGAGUCAUGCCACACUUUGCCAACAUUCAUCAUUCGGGGGUUUCGUGUGUUUCUGGUUAUGCUGUUAAAGUAGGACUAGUAGUAGUAGGAGGUGCUUUGCUACGUUUACACUUUUGCAGAAUAUCAAAGCAAAUUUAGAUGUGACAUUUCUGAAACUUGCAGAAAAAGGCAGUUUUAUUUUGUAGAAAAUGAAAUAAAAAUCCAGGGAUAUAUUUCCAACUUUUCUCAAUGUAUUUCCUAAAAACAAGGUCACAGAGGAGUUUAUUUUCUUUGAGAUUAAAACAAAUGUAUGAUCUACAAGAAGCAAAAAUCAAACAAUUUUUAAGCUGUAUGGAAGCCCAUUUAGGCCAAAAAAAUACCUAUUGUUGACAUGUUUUAACAUUAAUUAAUUCUUACUUUUUCAUCUUGUCAGUUUGUUGUUAGUCCUAUUUAAUACCUCACUUUUUAUUUUACUUUGCAUGUCUACGGAGGUAGAUUAGGGCCACUGGAAAAAAAAUUGUAGUUAAAGCAAAUGAUUUACUUUUUUACUCCCGACUUUUUUCUCAGAAUCAGAAUUCUGAGAUUAAAGUCAGAACUAAAAAAUAAAGCUCUAACUACAUUUUUUCAGUGGCCCCAAUCUUCUUCCAUAUGUGUCAACGCUUUAGUGCAUCAUCUCAUAAUUUUCUUGACUCUUUUGUAAUUUCAAUAUAUGCAGCCACACAACUUUUUUCUGUCUCUUUAUUCUGACUCACUAUGCCAUAAGUAGGCUAUAUACUGAUUUGUCUCGUACUUUUGACAAAGUAAGCAUAGGUAUCUUCUCCAUUUUUUGGUUAGAAAUGAGCUUCCAUGCAUGUCACCUCAUUUUCUUUUUAUCGCUGUAUGUUUGCGUACAUGUUAAGAUAUUAUCGAGGAUCUUUAUGUGAGUUCAAACAGCAAACUGAUCAAACUGAUGGUGAGAUGUGCCAGAAAUCGGACUGAAGCUCUUCACGGUUCUCAAUCAGGUGGAUGAAACCUGCCUUGAACAUUCAGGGGUGAUUUAAUGGCUUUUCCCUAAAUUGACUCGUAUUCACUCAAGUCCAAACUCAAGUGUGUUGACUGAAUUUUAUCCAAACACACAUGACACAUACACACUUUAUUAUCUUAUCAGUAAAAUAGUUGGGAUUGUUCCUUUGUUAUGUUGACUGUGACUUUUUUUUAUUAUUUUUUUUUUACUUCUUGCUAUGAAUUCUGUUUUUAUUUCAGGGAACUGUGCAUGGAAUUUAACCUUGAGUCGAGUAUUAUGUUAUGUUUUCUUUAUUUAGUAUUUUUGAGGGGGGAGUUAAGUAACUAAAUAAAGGAGACAAUUUGACGAAAAAUAAAAGAAACUGGUCGUGUUUAAUUGGCGUGGGGCAGAUCCACGCUGACGAGAGGUUGACCUGCAUUUGAUAGACAGGAGGAGGAGGUGGGAAAUAAACUGCUGCUGACGUGUCUGUGCGCCAAUAGGAAGCCGGGGAUGGCUCGCACGUUGGCACAAUUGGCUUAAAAAUAAAGACCCACUGCGUCCCAGAAGUUCCAGCAAUGAUUGGGUGUAGGAUUGUGCGCAGGAAAUCAUCAAGCUGUGUGUUUGAUAUUAGCCAGCGGGGGACGGAAGGCGGACGAUGCAUCAGCAGCAUUAUGUUGCUUUCAGUUUUCUGCAGUGUUUGUGUGCGGGAUUAGCCGCUACUUAGCCUUGUGUGUGUGCUUGUGUGUGUGUGUGUGUGUGUGUGUGCGUGCAGCCAGACGCAGGGCGCUCCGAGACGCCAGCCAGCCGCGUCAGGUGGAUGCGCCUGCAGUGAUCCAGGUCGCCCCUAUGGAUCGCGUCCAUGGAUGUCUUCAAACCCGCUUUGGACAAUAGUUUGAGUCCCAAGGCGUGCGUUCCCUCGUCGGAAGAAGCAGAGGCAGAUGUUUUCCGCUGGCCCACACCGGAGAAUGGCAUCCGCGCCGCGCCGGAGGCGGCACCGGCCGCACACUGUUUCUGGACGGCCGUGUUUGACUAUGAGGCGACUGCGGAAGACGAGCUCAGCCUUCGAAGGGGGGACCUGGUGGAGGUCCUGUCCAAGGAUUCCCUGGUGUCGGGUGAUGAGGGCUGGUGGACCGGUAUGAUAGCGGACCGGGUUGGCAUAUUCCCCUCCAAUUAUGUCAGCAAAGGGAAAGGCAUUCCGGAAGAAAUAGUACGGGACACCUCAGAGCAGCAGUACUCGGUGCCUCCUCUGCACCUCCUGGAGAUUGACUUCUCAGAGCUCACCCUGGAAGAAAUCAUCGGCGUCGGCGGUUUUGGGAAAGUGUACCGCGCGGUGUGGCGGGGCGCGGAGGUGGCGGUGAAGGCGGCGCGGCGGGACCCCGACGAGGACGAGGAGCAGACCCUGGAGAGCGUGCGCCAGGAGGCCAAGCUCUUCGCCAUGCUCAACCACCCCAACAUCAUGGGCCUGCUCGGGGUGUGCCUGCAGGAGCCCAACCUGUGCCUGGUCAUGGAGUACGCUCGGGGAGGCCCCCUCAACCGGGCCCUCGCCGGGAAGCGGAUCCCUCCGUGCACGCUCGUGGACUGGGCCGUGCAGAUCGCGCGCGGCAUGCUCUACCUCCACAGCCAGGCCAUCGUCCCCAUCAUUCACCGGGACCUCAAGUCCAGCAACAUCCUAAUCCUCGAGAGGGUUGAGAUGGAGGACCUCAGCAACAAGACUCUGAAGAUCACGGACUUCGGCCUGGCUCGGGAGUGGCACCGCACCACCAAGAUGAGCGCCGCUGGCACCUACGCCUGGAUGGCUCCUGAGGUCAUCCGCUCGUCCACAUUCUCCAAGGGUAGCGACGUGUGGAGUUAUGGCGUGCUGCUGUGGGAGCUGCUGACUGGAGAAGUUCCAUUUCGAGGAAUAGACGGUCUCGCAGUAGCUUACGGAGUGGCAAUGAACAAACUGGCUUUGCCCGUUCCCUCCACUUGUCCCGAGCCUUUUGCACGUCUCAUGGAGGACUGCUGGAGCUCAGACCCUCACUCUCGGCCGCAGUUCACGACCGUCCUAGACCAUCUGACGGCCAUCGAGGAGUCGGGCUUCUUUGAAAUGCCAGUGGAGUCCUUCCACUCUCUGCAGGAUGACUGGAAGCUGGAGAUCCAGGAAAUGUUUGAUCAGCUGAGGACCAAGGAAAAGGAGCUGCGAUCGUGGGAAGAGGAGCUGACACAGGCGGCUCUGCAGCAGAAGUGUCAGGAGGAGGCGUUGCGGAGGCGUGAGCAGGAACUGGCCGAACGGGAGAUCCACAUCCUGGAGCGAGAGCUCAACAUCAUCAUUCACCAGCUCUACCAGGAAAAGCCUCACGUGGAGAGCAGGCAGGGGAAGUUCCGCCGCAACCGCCUUAAACUCAAGGAUGGAAACAGGAUCAGCUUGCCUUCAGAUUUUCAGCACAAAAUCACAGUGCAGGCCUCCCCUUCACAUGACCGACGGAAGAGUUUGCUCAGCAGCAGCUCCAGCCCUCCGAGUAGUCCUCCGAUACUGCCUCGCCUGAGAGCCAUCCAGCUCACUCCAGGGGAGGGGUGUACAGCCUGGGGUCGCAACACAGGCUUCCAGCUGGAUGAUGAGGACAGUGAGAGGAAGGGGUCCAGGAAGAAGGGUAGAUCCCGUGGCGGAUGUGGGCCGUACAGGGAGCACAGCGCCGACGCCAGUGUGAAGCCCCCCCAUGAGGCCAGCAGACAGCGAUCCUGCAGCGCCCCGAACCUUCGCAGAUCCCCGAGACACAGUCCAGCAGUGCCUGGAGUGCCAAGCCUUGUGGAGAUGGAAAAUGAAGACUGCUGCUUCACUACUGAGCCAGGAGCAGCUCCUGGUCAGACCUACCUCUGCGUUCCUUUCCACAAGGAGGGCCACACAGCCUCGGCCUCUGACGGCGAUGGAGACGAGUACUGCAUCAGCAGCCAGGUGCCAGGGACCCCCCCAUGCAGGAAGAGCCCAGCUGGGGGCCGGCGUUCUGAGCUGGUCCUGUUGGGCUGCGGCGCCCUGCUGGCGGCCGUCGGACUCGGCUGCAACCUGCUGACUCUGGCCCAACCGGAGGAGAGCAUCAAACCGCGGUGGGAGGGCUUCUUCCACAGGACGGGGGGCCAGAGGCGAAGCACCAGCCCCCCGACUCGCAGACUGUUCCGGCGGGAGAGCCCGCUGAAACCCUCGGCGCCCUCACUCCCCGAGCGAGGCUUGCCCUCCACGUACACGCUGCUGUCCUUAUCUUCUGUUUCUGACUGCAACUCCACUCGUUCGCUGCUGCGCCUGGACAGCGAGGAGCUGCUGGUCUGUGGCCCCGCCUCGCCGCCGCCACCUCCAAAACAUCACCUCCCCCCUCCCCUCUCACACCUUCACGCCACCCCAAUCAACCCGCUGGUCAACACCCACCUGGAGAGCUUCAAGCGCAACCCCCGCCAGUCUCUCACCCCCACGCACGUCCCCUCUGCCCCGACCUCCUCGCGGAGCCUGCGCCGGACGCCGUCAGACGGAGCCAUCAAGAAGAGCAGCCCCGGGAAUAAUCUGGAAACGUUGCCAGAGAAGACGACGCUGGAGAGCACAGGCGUCUUCAGAGGUUUAAAAGAAGACUUUCCUGAAGUCCCUCGGCUCCCCGACCCAAACGUGGUGUUCCCCCCGACGCCGCGCCGCCGCUGUGCUCCCGAACGCCCCAAAACCCUGGACUUUGUGGCGCGGCCUCGGCCCUCGCCGCGAGCUCGCUGUGAAGUGUUUUGGCCGGAGGCGAGGCCCAGGGGAAACGGACAUGCGCUCGGUAACGGAGAGUCCCCCGCCCACACCUCCAGCACAGAGACUCCGCCCACCGUGGAGUUCGGCAGGGACCCGGCGCCCACCCCCAUGCUGCCCACCCCCAUGGAAGCGCCUACGCCCUACAGCCCCCGCAGAAACGAAAACCUGCUGGAUCAGCUGGACGAGGGACAGUGUCGGGACGGAACGGUCCCCCUCUGCAGACCGGAGAUCAGCCUUUCCAAAGACUCACCUUAUCGAUUCAAACCGGGAUUCUGGUCCUAACUCGGUCGGGACUUUCACCGGUCCGACACAGGGAGGGACUGCACCUGCUGUUAGCCUUUGGAUUGUCACAAGUCUGGCUCACUUAGUUCUUGCAAAUUGAAUUUGCUCUCCAUCUAAAUGUUGUUACCAAAUUACGAGAAGACAUCUGUUGUGAUUAUUUCAUAAUUCUGACAUUUGUUUGUAAUUUCCUUCUAGUUUGGUAUCUAAAAACCCUCCAUAAAAAGCAUUUUGAAAAUCGUUUUUGACCCCGAUCUGGUUGUUGAUGCAUUAGAAGAUUCAGAGAUUCUGGGUACGAACUGAUGAGUGUUUUUAAUCGCAGAACGGCAUCGUCGCUUUCACAGAGCUUUACACACUUUUCUCAAGUUCAAGAUUGUGCAUUUAAUGAAGUGCACUUCUGGAAAGCGUCAUGAAUGUAAAGCUUCACGUUUAGUUUUUUUGUUUUGUUUUCCAUUGUUAAAAAACCCUGACUUGCCAUUAGUUUGUGACAGCAUUUACAGUUACUUGGUUGUUUAUCUGUGUAGCUCUCACUCAUGUCCAUGUGGUGGACAGAUUCCCGUUUGGUUCCGACCGCCCAUCACACCCGAUCACAUCUGCAGAGAGAUGUAUCCCAGAAGUGGGGAAGCUGUUGUAUAAUAUGAGCACUUCUUUGCAUUUGCAAGAAAUGGCGUCAGCACAAUAAUGUCUGACGUCAUAUCGUGACCUGUACAGUGAACUGUACUAUAAAAGAGAACGUCACUACUGCUUGAGUUGAAAUUAAACACUGUCGGAAAGAAACAAGGAAUAAAUCAAAGAACUCAUCCAUCCUUUAUCUUUUUUUUUUUUUUUUUUUUUUUGUGAGGCUCUGUCAGUUGAGAACCGUUUCUCCCAAAAACUAAAAAGGGAACUCUGUAAAUUGUCUGCCUCAUAAAUUAUUCAUCGGUGGGAAGAGUUUUUGUUUUUAGGUCAUGUGAGCAACAAACUGCAUGAGCCCUGGUGGCGUGUGGAUGUUCACUCCUGAUUGUUUAUAUUUGUACUGAUUUAUUUUGUUGUAUUUAUUGAUUAAUUUAUUGGAUGGUUUAUUUUUAUAAUUCAUUUUAUUUGCCUUGAUUUUUUUGACACUUGUUAUUGCGUUUCUCAGCAUUUGCACAAAUCAUCUGGUUUCGUUGGUUUCCGUCCGCUUCGCUGCACAUCAAAUUCAGGGAAAAGACCGAGUUUGGCUUUUAUUAAUCUGAUGGGCAUCUCUUGUUAUUUUCUGUCACUUUAAAGACUGAGCAGUUAAUCGAGUUAUUGAGAAAAUGACUGACAAAUUGAUCAAAAAAUGUCAAAUAAAUAGGUUUUGCAGAGCCAAAUGCAUGUAAAAAUGGUUGUACACAUGAUCCUGUGUCCAUAUAUUCAGUUCGUCAAUAUCAGAUGAGGGUUGAAUAUUAUUUUUAGAUCAUUUUCUGAUUGUUUUAACUUGCUGCAUAGUGCAAUUUACAACAUUAUUGGAGGGAGAAUUUACUCUGCUUCUGCCAGAGGUGAAAUCCUGCCCAACAACUGUCAGCCCACCAGGUUUAAAAAGAAAAUAACUACAAAACUUGUCUGAAAAUAAUUUAUUGAAGUACUGUCUGACUCGUCUUAAUGCCUGGUUUUUCUCAUUUUAUUUUCAAAUGUUAAGUGACCUCUGAUAUUUGGUCUGUCUAUCCUAAGCGUGACCCGUCAUACAUGUAAAUGUGAAUGCUUUUUUCUCUGAGGACUGCGCAGAAUGUGAUCAUACUCAAUGUACAAACACAGUAAUUUCAACUACCGGUGCUAGUUGAUACGAAGCUGAGGUGUUAUUAUCUGUAUGAAAUGUUACCACGAAUAAGCUGAACUUAUGUUGCUACUGGACUUUGUUCAGGUUGGGAAUAAUACUGUUACUGACUGACUUGUAUUUGCACUGGAACACACUGAUUUGAGUAAAAAUCAUACUAAACAAU
Messenger RNA from Mugil cephalus (flathead mullet), 6962 nucleotides. It is a transcript of the gene map3k9, whose product is annotated as mitogen-activated protein kinase kinase kinase 9. The coding region runs from base 1852 to 5025 and encodes 1057 amino acids. Gene Ontology annotation, biological process: protein phosphorylation. The record is from RefSeq and is a predicted model, not a curated record. The transcript is spliced from 11 exons. NCBI's taxonomy places the organism in Eukaryota, Metazoa, Chordata, Actinopteri, Mugiliformes, Mugilidae. Gene Ontology annotation, molecular function: JUN kinase kinase kinase activity; protein binding; ATP binding.